Messenger RNA from Verticillium alfalfae VaMs.102, 2277 nucleotides. RefSeq lists its product as hypothetical. Lineage: Eukaryota; Fungi; Ascomycota; Sordariomycetes; Glomerellales; Plectosphaerellaceae. The transcript is spliced from 2 exons. The record is from RefSeq and is a predicted model, not a curated record. The coding region runs from base 1 to 2277 and encodes 758 amino acids.
AUGCCCAUCUUCCAGGCCGACCUCGAGCUGCUGCUGGAGGGCCAAGCUCGCGAUGCUGCCGCCGAGCCGAGCCCUGCCACGGCUGAUCAGGCUGGUCAGUCUCGGCCAGCGACCUCCUUCCUCCAUCCCAAUCUGGAGCAGCCAGCGCUCUUGAGAAAGCUGUCGGAGGAAAGCAUUCUUCACCGAGCUCUCGAGUCGUUAUAUGACGGACCACCACCACCUCGCCAAUCCCGGAGCCCACGCCCACCAGCCGAUACGUCCUCCCUCCUCCCACCUGCCGAUAUCACCCCCGAGAAACUGAAGGACGUCAUAGUCGUGGAUGAGGAAGCCAGGCUGAGAGACGGGUUGAACAUACAGAGGCCGAGGUCUGCCCUCCAUAGCGGUGACUUCACCCAGAUCCACGCCCACGCCCACGCCCACCCUCUUCGAGACGACGAAGACCGGCCCGGACCAGCCCCAUUACAGCCUCCUGCUCACUCUUGGAUAGCAACAUCUCCGCCUCGUGGGUACUUGCCGUUCGAUCUCACCCAGGGAUUGUCGGUUCCGCGCAAUGACGACUACCAAUCCAUACCGUCGUCAUUGUCGUCGUCCUUCUCCUCCAACUUUGCAUACAGACCGCCCACGAGUCCUCUAGUACAAUCCGAAAGCAACGACGAGUUUGACCUGGUGCAGCCGAUCCGGAGCAUGAGCUCUGCUUCCACGCCAGCCAGCCUCCGACGACACACACUGACGUCGAGUCCCUCACCCUUUGCUCUGCCGCCGAGGUCGGCACACUUGGGAGGAUCCCUCUCGCACAGGAGAGAGUCUUCGUUGCCCUAUCAGGCGCACCAGCCACGUCGUUCUCUCACCUCGACCCCCAACACGCCAUGCCUGGGUCCAUCGCCCUCUCCUCAGACCCCCGCGUUUCUCCGGUCGAGGAGACCAUCCUUUAGCGAUGCCUCCCCCUUGCAGCAUGCUUCCAUGGUCGGAUCGUACGAGGAGAGUAUUCUUCGCGGCCGCAUGUCCACCAAUCCGUCCAAGCCACUUGAUUUUCUUGCCCAGAUUGGUGUUCUGGGCCUGGGAAAGUGUAAGCCCAGCCUGAAAUGUCCGUCUCAUGUGACGCUGCCAUUUCCCGCCGUAUUUUACAGUUACGGAAGCAGUGCUGGGACUGGCCGCUCGCCGAUGGAGGAUGGACCGAGUCCGUAUGUCGGUCAGAUCGAUCUCGAAAAUGGCUUGCCAAGCCACGGCGGCGAAGAUCGGACAAAAAAGAAGAUGCACAGCCGGUAUACAGACCGCCAGGCGACUGGUCAAGAAAUUGGAUCGCCGACCAUAUCCACCGGAGCCUUGGAUCGAGAGUCGCACAAAGCCAGCCGCGCACGGAGACGGUCAGGGUCGCCUCGAGCUCCGCCGGGCGGUAGCUAUCGAGUCCCGGAGAAGGGACAGAUCCAGAUUGUCAUCAAAAAUCCGAACAAGACGGCGGUCAAGCUUUUCCUGGUGCCUUACGAUCUGGCCGGUAUGGAACCCGGCACCAAGACCUUCAUCAGGCAGCGAAGCUACUCGGCCGGCCCGAUCAUUGAGAACGCACCCGAUGAUCCCGUGCACAACAGAUCCAUAUUACGCUACCUUGUUCAUCUGCACUUCUGCUGUCCGUCAAAGGGCAGAUAUUACCUCUACAAAAGCAUACGCAUUGUGUUCGCCAACAGAGUCCCCGACGGCAAAGAAAAGUUGCGCAACGAGACAACCUGGCCUGAGCCCAAAUUCUCCACGUACAAGCCGAUUCGGGUCAUGAACCCGCCCCUCUCGAGUACCGGUCCUGGAGCCAUGCUCGCAGCAGAGAAAGCUUUCCGGCGACGGAGCUCGGGCUUCUCAUUUGGCCCCUCCGUGCAGGCCUUCGACGCCAUGGAUGGGGUCAUGCACAGUCGGGCCCCGGCGCAGCACUCGUCGCCAUCGCCGUUCAGUUUUGGGGGCAACACACAGCCCGUGGAUCCCAUACCGCUCAGGUUCCCGUCGAGAAAUCGUCUGGGCAGCGAUGUCAGCGACAGCACCGACACGACAGGCCUGACUGGUCUGCGAUCCCCGGGUUCAUCGCAGACCAGUCGGCCGACGACCAAGGACGGCCUGGAUGCGCAGAUUGCACGGUACGAGAAGCUCAACAAAGGCGAUGUCGGGUACGGAGGCAAUGCCUUCGCUGGGCUUGGCCGGGGAAGCCCUUCUGGGACCGAAGGUCUCCUUUCGCAGCGAUUGCGUUCACUCGGCGUUCAGGGACAGGGUAGUCCCCCGCCUGACGACGUGGACUGA